This is a messenger RNA of Nezara viridula (southern green stink bug), 876 nucleotides long. NCBI's taxonomy places the organism in Eukaryota, Metazoa, Arthropoda, Insecta, Hemiptera, Pentatomidae. The record is from the annotation of a GenBank genome assembly.
AUGUUAUCGAUUAAUAGCUCGUUUUAUUAUUACACAGUUCUCAUAAUUUUAUUAUCUGUAUUUCAUUUUUUAAAUGUAGCAUGUAAAACUGAAGAAUCAGUUGUACCAUCGAAUAUUGUUUCAAUAAGUAAAUUUAUCAAAGAAUUUCAUAAAAAACUUGAAGAUGGCUCAUACCCUUCGAUUAAAUCAGAAGGAAAUGAGAGGGAAUUCCCUACACUGAUUGAAAACAUUUCGUUCUAUGCAAUAAAAGGUGAAUUACCCGAAAGAAACUACUCUUCAUUGGUUAAAUGUACUCAAAAAACUAUUGGAACUCUUUCAGUAGAACUGGUUGAUUCAGCAAGACUAUCUGUGCUUCUAUCGGCUGAUCCAAAUGUGACUUCUCGCUUAGUUGAGGGACCUUGCCUAGCACUUUUAUUUUAUUCACCAAACUGCCCAUUUUCUUGUUUAGCUGCACCACAUUUUAAUGCGCUUCCUAGAGCAUUUCCGAUGAUCAAAAUGGCAGCAAUCAAUGCUAUUCAACAUCAAGCAUUUAAUACACAAUUUGGAAUUGCUGGAGUACCAACUCUUAUGCUUUUUCACAACGGCAAAGCGGCAGCAAAGUUUAAUGACACUGAUUAUACUCUUGAAAUGUUUGUGAAAUUCAUCACAAGGAUCACUGGUAUGAAACCAGAAGAAAAAAUGUUCGUGAGGUCAUCCGAUCUAGGAGGGCCUGUUCCUACAAUCUUAGUCAAGGAAACUGAUUAUGUUCUGGGUCUUGCUUGGGCUGUAAUUAUUCUUGCUUUAGCUUACGGAAUUACUCGUCUUCAACGCUGGCACGCUUUCAUUGAAUCUGUUGCUGCAGUAUGGCGUGAAUCAAAUCAUGAACACACAGACUGA